UAAACGUCUGUGCACAAUGUCUGAAAGUACGUAUAAAUGCGUAAACUGCGGCGAGAGGGCCAGUGCUUUAUACAGAACUUAUGGUCCUUCUGUUUUAAAAUUAACAAAAUGUGAGAGUUGUAAGGGUGUGGUGGACAAGUAUAUAGAGUACGACCCAGUUAUAGUCAUGAUUGAUCUAGUUCUUAUGUCUAAAGAGGCUCAGAGACACAUAAUAUACAAUACUGAAUUUAAGUCAUACUGGAAGCUAUUUAUUAUACUAAUCAUGUUGGAAACAUACGGAGUGUGGAGAAAUGACAGUCUCUUCAAUAUCGUCAUUAAUACCAUCUGUGACAUUAGGAAUAAUAGUACAAUUAAUUCUACUCAUAUUGCACUGCCAAUAAAAUUAUCUGUGGCCGAACCUUGGGCCAGUGACUGUAAAGGCUGGAUUCACGAGGAAAAGGAAUCAAUGGAUCUGUUUAUAUGGGAAAAAGAUUUUUAUGUACAAUUCUUAUCUAUAUUUGCUGGUAUAAUAGUUUUUAUAACGACGAUACAUUUAUUAAUGAAUAUUUUCAAAAAAAUAAGAUUUCAAAAUGCAGUGUCCUUAAUAAGCGUAUUGAAAUCGUUUUCACUCAGUAACAUGAGUUUAUUGUUCACUCUGCCGAUGUUAGUUUGGGGUAACAAUGAAACACCACCAGAGACAAGAUUGUUACAUUAUUUAAUGGUUUUCAUGUAUAGUUUUGUUUUCUUCUACAAUGUUUUUCAAGUGUUGUACGAAAUUCCUAAAAUUAUAACAGUGUUCAUACUAAGUGUAAGUUACAUUGUUAAAUAUAUGACAAUAUUUCACAUGACACCGCUAAUCAGAAGAAUAAUAUCAUAGCAAGAAUUAUUAAGUUAAAUAAAGCAUUGUUAUUUGAAUAUCUAUAGAUGAUUAAAUCUACGGAAGAUAUUUAUAAUCUACAGAUGAUAAAUAGGAACGAUAAUGAAAAAUAUGGCGUUGUAAAACUUUUUAGAACUAUUCAAAAAUCAUCUUUUAAAAAUUGUUUUAUUUAUUCGAUUUGUAAUUUUAUUUAAAUAUAUAUUUAUUAAGGUUAUGAAUUUAAUAUUGACUGAUCAAAAUAAUUAUAUGUUUAGUUGAAGAAGCAUUGUUAAGAAUUUCGACUAGUAUCAGGAGUUCAGGACAUAACAAAUUAAAUUAUAUUAUUUAAAAAAAAAAUUAAUUAAAAAUGAAAUAAAAGCAUAUGCAAUA
Messenger RNA from Melitaea cinxia (Glanville fritillary), 1225 nucleotides. It is a transcript of the gene Arv1, whose product is annotated as protein ARV1. Gene Ontology annotation, biological process: regulation of plasma membrane sterol distribution; sterol metabolic process; sphingolipid metabolic process. Gene Ontology annotation, cellular component: cortical endoplasmic reticulum; Golgi apparatus. NCBI's taxonomy places the organism in Eukaryota, Metazoa, Arthropoda, Insecta, Lepidoptera, Nymphalidae. The transcript is spliced from 7 exons. The coding region runs from base 17 to 856 and encodes 279 amino acids. The record is from RefSeq and is a predicted model, not a curated record.